This is a messenger RNA of Cylas formicarius (sweet potato weevil), 2044 nucleotides long. Its product is annotated as protein vein. NCBI's taxonomy places the organism in Eukaryota, Metazoa, Arthropoda, Insecta, Coleoptera, Brentidae. Gene Ontology annotation, molecular function: axon guidance receptor activity. Gene Ontology annotation, cellular component: axon; plasma membrane; neuronal cell body. The coding region runs from base 295 to 1464 and encodes 389 amino acids. Gene Ontology annotation, biological process: synapse organization; homophilic cell-cell adhesion. The record is from RefSeq and is a predicted model, not a curated record. The transcript is spliced from 5 exons.
CGGCUUCAGUCUGCCAGUAACUUUUCAGCCGUUAAGAGCACUCGCCCUCGCCAGUGCAGUACCGCGCACCGCUCGUCGGUACCGCCCUCCCUUGUUGUGUAUUCCCCGCCACCCCCUCAAACCAUUUGGGGAUCGUUUCAGUGCGCGAGUGCGAAUUGGUUCGAAACGGGGGAAAACCAAGCAAAAAAAAGAAAUGUGGUAAAAUAUGAUGUGCCGUCGUUGCUCGAAUGAUACGGAAGAUGCGGAAUCGUCUUCGUGCCCGACGAAAUUGUUAUCCGGCAGGCUGGAUAUCGGAUGAACGUGUUCGGUAGCUGGAGGAUUCACACGCCAGACAUGUCCAUGAUAUCAGGCUGGACAUGUAUCACGGUUUUGGUUUUGGCGAUGAUGCUGACUUCCGCUUCACCCGUAGUUCGCGCGUAUCGAUCGUCGAGGUCGUUUAGGAACGCCGUCGUUCCUCGUGGUCGUAUCGACGCGUAUGUCAUUCCGCAAAACUUGGAGGCAAUGCCGACGCCGUCGAUCUACGGCCGGACUCAGAGGUCUCAUAAACCUUCGAGGCGGCUCCGUGUCGAAUGUGAAAACGAACAUUAUACGGUGAAGGCUUUCAGGGCAAGAAUCGUUCUGCACGUGAGAGCGCAGAGUGUGGAAACUAUAAAGACCCCGUCUUCGUAUUCGGUGCACUUUAAAAUAAUCAAGAGCUUGAAACAAUCGUCUUGGCCGAUACACGAGAUGAUCAGCCUGAGCUUUUCCAAUUCUACGGGUCGAUGCGACAAGAGUCGCAAUGGUAGGCGGAGGAAGCUGGUCGGUGCCGAUAUACGCGCCUCGCAGGAGUAUAUUAUCUUCCUGAACGCGACGUCCAACGACGACUUCAAGAUCGUAGGUGCGCCCGAACCGCUUAAAAGGAGGCGGCACAGGGAGGAUAUGCUGUCCGUUUUACAGAAAGUCUGCAGCCCUAAAUUCAGACCGAAACCAGUGUCCAUCUCAAAAUUGGAGGACAAGUCUUCGUGGAACAUGAAAAAGCAAAUCAAACGAAGAAAACAACGACUCAAGUUGGUUUGUAGGUCGACGGGACUUCCUUUUCCAAGGAUAACGUGGAGGAAAAAUAACGUAACGCUGACUAAUAACACCCACAUGCAGAUUACUUACGUUAAAAGACGGAGCACACUGAAAAUUCGAAAUGCGAGCGAGCAGGACUCCGGUCGGUAUGAGUGCAUUGCCUGGGAUCUCAACCAUUCCUACAAGUCGAGGAGUAUUGACGUUCAAGUGAAAAUACGCGUCACCACGACCACCUCUUCACCUUUGAGUGAGAUUGAUGAUAAAAAACAAUGUCCGAUUGAAUAUGCCACUAAGUACUGUCUGAACGGCGGCACAUGUUUCGAAGAUCUCGAUCCCUUGGAACGAUAUUGCAUGUGUCCCAGCGGAUAUGAAGGAGACCGAUGCCAGUACAAAGACAGCUACGUCAGCUAAGCGUGUGGGAACUCGAGUGAAAAUAAUGUAUAUUUGUAAAAUAUUCUGUGGCAAAAGACUGUAAUCACUACUUACGAAUCAUGGUCAAUUACUUAACGUGAAAAUACAUCAAAAAUAUUUCAACAGCUAAGGUGGCAUUUUAACGCCUAUCGUUGCCGCUUCGAUAACGUUGAAACUCAAAUAAUUUUAAAACAAACAAGUCUACAAUUAAUAAUUUUACAAUGGAGGCGAAUUUAUGCGUUGCAUAAGAUGCAUAGCUUUUUAACGGCGUUAAAAUACAAUUUUGUAAUACGGUUUUGUUAUUUUUCUCGAGCAUUGAUUUUGUUGUGCUAAACUGUCUGGCCCGACUUAAAUUAUCCUUUGAAAGCGUAUGUAUACUGUGUAUAUACUUGUCGAAAGGUGAGAACGGUAGCCCGAAUUUUUAAUAGAGUUUUAUAUUUCUGAAUAUAUCAGGGACCGAUAAUAUAAUUCUUUUUGUACAAACCUUGUAAAUAAUUAAUUUAUUACACCAAUUAUUAUUAUUGUCCUAUUCUUUAACAAAUAUUUUAAAACACUUUUAAACCAAAAUGUAAUUAAUAAA